Penicillium samsonianum is the source of this 1014-nucleotide messenger RNA. Its product is annotated as MFS general substrate transporter. Lineage: Eukaryota; Fungi; Ascomycota; Eurotiomycetes; Eurotiales; Aspergillaceae. Gene Ontology annotation, cellular component: fungal-type vacuole membrane. Gene Ontology annotation, biological process: basic amino acid transport; transmembrane transport. Gene Ontology annotation, molecular function: basic amino acid transmembrane transporter activity. Bases 1 to 1014 code for a protein of 337 amino acids. The record is from RefSeq and is a predicted model, not a curated record. The transcript is spliced from 5 exons.
AUGACGGAUCUGCUUUCAGUCCUCAUUAACGAGGUGUUUUGCAUCACUCAAAUCGCAUCGGUGCGAAGCUAUGUCAUUGCUGCCGGUAUACUCGGACAGGGUUUUGGAGGACCACUGGGAGGACUUGUGGCUGACAUGGUAGGCUGGAGAUGGUCUUUGAUAGGCCAAGCGCCCAUUGGGCUGUUGUGUUUGGCUCUAGCUCAUUGGCAACUUCCGGCCUCUGCGAAGAAGAUUGAUUAUGAAACACGUAUAAGCUUAUGGGAGUUUGAUUAUCUGGGUCUCGCUGCUUUCUUCGUUUCAGCCACUUCUUUCAUCCUGGGGACGACCGAAGGAGGCAUCGGUUUCCCAGCCUUCAAUACGUCCACUUUGUUAGCUGUCUCGUGCGUGUCUCUCGCAAUCUUGACACUAAUCGAACGAUUUGGGACCAAAAAUCCCAUCAUACCUCCUUCCGUUGUCAGUGCAUCCGGUUUGGGUGGCAUUUUCUCGGGUCAGAUUCUAUACUUUGCCAGUAUCAGUACGAUUUUGAACAACUUGUCACCGUAUCUAUCCUGGAUCGACCAUCUUUCCAACUCAGCGAUUUCCUUGCGGAUCGGGAUUUCCGGGCUCGGCCUGAUCCUAGGGUCUGUUAUAGCUGGAAGGGCCUUGAGCAAGACUAUCAAAUACCGACAAUUGUCCCUAGUCGCCAUCGCCGUUAGUCUCGCAUCCCUAAUUCUCAUGAUAGUGCGAUGGGCAAACGGCAUCCACGGACUUGAAGUAUACUAUUGCUUCCCUUGGGCAAUGGGAAGCGGAAUACUGCUUUCGACACAAUAUCUUGCAUUGACAAUUUGUUCUCCCGAGGGAAAAUUGGCAAGUGCUACGGCGGUAUAUUAUCUAUCGCAGCAGGUUGGACAAAUCAUCGGCACCAGCGUCAGCACCGCAGCUCUCCAGCAACUAUUCCACUUCCGACUUGACAUCGAUCUGGGUAACACCUCUUUGUCCAAUAAAAAUCAUGUGAAUAUUGUUCUGACCUUGUGA